UCUCUUGGUCGCGGGGAGAGUCCCCCCCCCACAAACCUUGGCCUCCCUCAGGUGUGACCCUUUUCGGCUGGGAGGGGUGGGAUCCAGGAGCUGUCACUGUGCAGGUGGGCCCGCUUUUGACCCUCAUGGUCUUUCCCCUGCAACAGGGACCGAAGAAGUGGCUGCAAAAAGGGCCCGGGCUGCAGCGUUGCAUGCUGUUGCAGGUGCUGUGUGUGUGCGUGUGUAACCUCAGAGGCUGAGGAGCUUGUGGCAGCCCCUGUUUCCUGUCGUGUAGGAAGCUGUCAGGUGCCAAGAAGCAGGCAUUUGUUCCUUGCCAGAGAGAUUGACCACAAAGAAUCGCCAAGAUAGCUGGCUCGGGAAGAAAACGUCGCACCCCUGACCCAGACUCUGUCACCGACCCCGGCGGGCCGUUUGUCUCAUCCAAACGGCUGAAAAUGUCCAACAGUGCCAGCAUCCCUGGCCAGAGAAGAGCAGCACGGGGCGUGGAAGAUGCAACCAGCAAGAAGAAGCAGAAGGACCGAGCCAAUCAGGAGAAUAAGGAAGGCGAGAGACCAGUUGGCAGUGACUCAAAGAAAGAGCCUUUCCCUGGCCUGGCGCUGGUAGAGCCCAACUGGCAGAGGGAAUCGGAGGAGGACCUGCUGCUGGACUGGAAGCAGAAUGCUCAUGAAAUUAUUGUCAAGCUGAACUUGGGCGGCGGAGUCCUGAAGGGAGAGGAAGUGGAUACAUCUUUCACAGACACCAGUUGUGUUGUCAAGUUACCUGAUGGCCGUGAGUGGAGCUGCCAGUUAUUUGCGGAGAUUGAGAGCUCCUGCAGCAAAGUCCAGUACAAGAAGGGCAAUAUCCUACAGCUGGUGCUACAAAAGAAGAUCCCGUUGCACACUUGGGCUUCGCUUUUGAAACGCUGCAAGGAUGGCUCAAGGGAGCAGACGAAGAGGCCUGCGUGUAAGGAGAAUGGCAAGGGAAAACCCCCUUCUGUGGUGGAGGUGCCUGAGGAGCCCCAGCCUGACAGCACAGCGGAGCCCUCCAGGGGCAAACGGGAGCCCUCCAACCCAAAGCGAGGCUCUGGGAGGAACGAGGCUGCAGGAGGGAAGAGCCCAGCCAGUCCAGGACUGCCAGCUGGCCCUAGUGCCAAAAGGGCAGUGGGUGUCAAAGCUAGCCUGUCCGAGGAGGAAGGAAACAGCUUGGGGAGCACAGGACUCAGUGGGAAAGCCGGCAACCCGAGAAAUGACAAGGGAGCCCAAGGCGAUGCCCCGCCAGACCUAAAGGCUGACAACUUGGAGAGGGUGUCGGUGCCCGUGGAAACGCAGCUGCUUACAGUCUCUGCAGACUCAUUGCCCUGCCAGCUUCGGCCCUGCCCAGAGAAGAGGGCUCCACAGCCAGCCACUUCCUCUGAGACUCCGCAGGGGCCAGAAGUCGCUUCUGCCUUCAGCGAAGGCCUCACCUCCUCUCCGCCAUCCAGGGACACUGAGAAAAGAGGCCGGUCCGAGGACAGCAAUGCCCUUGAGGCUGUUGCUAAUGAACCAGAGCCCACAGUGAAUCUGACGUUCGUGAAGAACGACUCGUAUGAGAAAGGGAACGAUUCUAUGGUGGUGCACGUUUAUGUGAAGGAGAUUCACAAGGCGAUGUCCAGGGUGCUCUUUCGGGAGCAGGACUUCACACUGUUGUUCCAGACAAGUGAUGUCAACUUCCUGCGACUGCAUCCAGAUUGUGGCUCUCAUACAGUAUUCAGGUGGCAAGUGAAACUCAGGAACCUCAUAGAGCCAGACCAGUGUACGUACAACUUCACCCCCGCUCGCAUCGACAUCUGCUUGAAGAAGCGGCACAGCCAGCGCUGGGGGGGCCUCGAGGCUCCUGCCGCACGAGGUCUGCACCUUGACUUUUGUGCAGUGGGUGGUGCGAAGGUUGCCAUGCCAACAGGCCCUACUCCCCUGGAUAAAAGCCAGCCUGGAAGUAACCAGCACCCGCUGUCCACUAAGGAGGAGGCACGAGUGGGAGAGAAGGAGAAGCCGCGAGCAGAGGAGAGCAGCCUGGACGGCGUAGCCGCUCGGACGGUGACGGAACAUGUGCCAGUGAAGCAAGAACCACUCGUCCCCUCGCCCAAGCCAACAUGCAUGGUCCCACCCAUGACUCACAGCCCCGUCAGCAGCGAAAGCGUGGAGGAAGAGGAGGAGGAGGAGGACAAGAAGGUGUGCCUGCCCGGUUUCACGGGGCUGGUGAACCUGGGCAACACCUGCUUCAUGAACAGUGUUAUCCAGUCUCUCUCCAACACCCGGGAGUUGCGGGACUUCUUUCAUGAUCACUCCUUUGAGUCCGAAAUCAACUACAACAAUCCCCUGGGAACUGGGGGGCGCCUGGCUAUCGGCUUUGCAGUGCUGCUGAGGGCGCUUUGGAAAGGCACACACCACGCCUUCCAGCCCUCCAAGCUGAAGGCGAUUGUGGCCAGCAAGGCCAGCCAGUUUACAGGCUAUGCUCAACACGAUGCCCAGGAAUUCAUGGCUUUUCUGCUGGAUGGGCUCCAUGAGGACCUGAACCGCAUUCACAGCAAGCCCUACACUGAAACGGUAGAUUCAGAUGGACGACCUGAUGAGAUUGUUGCCGAAGAGGCCUGGAAACGGCACAAGAUGAGGAACGACUCCUUCAUCGUGGACCUGUUCCAGGGCCAGUACAAGUCCAAGCUAGUGUGCCCUGUGUGUUCAAAGGUGUCCAUCACGUUUGAUCCCUUCCUCUAUUUGCCAGUCCCCCUACCCCAAAAGCAGAAAGUGCUGACGGUCUAUUACUUUGCCAAGGAACCACACAAGAAACCUGUUAAGUUCCUGGUGAGCAUCAGCAAAGAGAAUUCCACUGCCCUGGAGGUGCUAGACUCUGUGUCCCAUAGCGUGCGAGUGACUCCUGAUAACCUGCGCCUGGCUGAGGUAAUCAAGAACCGCUUCCACCGCAUGUUCUUGCCUUCGCACUCGUUGGACACGGUUUCCCCCACGGACCUCCUGCUGUGCUUUGAAGUGCUUUCUCCAGACCUGGCCAAGGAGCGUGUGGUGGAGCUGCAGGUCCAACAGCGUCCUCAGGUGCCCAGCGUUCCCAUCACCAAAUGUGCCGCCUGUCAGAAGAAGCAGCAGUCAGAAGAGGAGAAGCUGAAGCGCUGCACUCGGUGCUACCGUGUUGGCUAUUGCAACGUAGUGUGCCAGAAAACACACUGGCCCGACCACAAAGCUUUGUGCCUCCCUGAGAACAUUGGCUUCCCCUUCCUCAUCAGCGUGCCGGAGUCACGCCUCACCUAUGCACGGCUGGCCCAGCUUCUGGAAGGUUACGCGAGGUACUCUGUCAGCGUGUUCCAGCCGCCAUUCCAGGUGGGCAGGAUGUCGCCAGAGCAAGGCUUGCAGCACCAGCCUCCUGAGAAGCCAGAGGCGCUGGCCCGGAGCAGCAGCAGCGCCACAGUCGCGUCUGCCGCCGCCGCGGCUUCUGCCGCCGAUGAGGCCUCCACCGCCAUGGAGUCGGGAGACGGGGCCAGGGCCCCACAUCUGCCGCAGGAACCCCAGCCAUCUCUCUCGGCCCCUGAGCUGGGGGACGCCAGCGCUGUGAGAAGCAAGGUCCCCACAGGAAGAGGCUCGGGGCUGAGCUUGGAUUCGGGCUUCUCCGAGCCCUCCCUGGACACACGGGCUGACAGCUUUGUGGAAAGGGAGGGGCCCUUUGAGAGACUCCCCAAGCCGGAAGCUGCCAUCCCAGGUUACCAGCAUCCGGCUGAGGGGCUGAGUUCCCACGCUACCCAGUUCUACAUCAACAAAAUUGAUGCCACUAACAAAGAGCAGAAGCUGGAGGACAAAGGAGAUGUCCCUCUUGACCUGACCGAUGAUUGUUCUCUGGCCCUGGUUUGGAAGAACAACGAGAGGAUGAAGGAGUUUGUUCUGGUAGAGUCCAAGGAGCUGGAGUGCGUAGAGGAUCCCGGCUCUGCGAGUGAGGCAGCCAGGGCAGGGCACUUCACCCUGGAGCAGUGCCUCAACCUCUUCACCAAGCCAGAGGUGUUGGCCCCAGAGGAGGCCUGGUACUGCCCGAAAUGUAAGCAGCACCGUGAGGCAUCCAAGCAGCUCAUGCUGUGGCGCCUGCCCAACGUCCUCAUCAUACAGCUCAAGCGCUUCUCCUUCCGCAGCUUUAUUUGGAGAGACAAGAUCAACGACAUGGUGGAUUUCCCAGUGCGGAGCUUGGACCUGAGCAAGUUCUGCAUUGGCCAGAAGGAUGAGCAGCAGCUGCCCAUGUAUGACCUGUAUGCAGUUAUCAACCACUAUGGGGGCAUGAUUGGUGGACACUACACAGCCUAUGCGCGGCUGCCCAGUGACAAGAACAGCCAACGCAGUGAUGUGGGAUGGCGGCUCUUCGAUGACAGCACCGUCACCACAGUGGAUGAAAGCCAGGUGGUGACGCGAUACGCCUACGUGCUCUUCUACCGCCGACGAAACUCUCCAGUGGAGAGACCCCCACGGGGGCCACCGCAUCCCUCAGACCCUCGGGCCGACAUGGCCCCAUCUGCCGAGGCAGCAGCCAAUCAGGCUUCUCUGCUCUGGCAGGAACUGGAGGCUGAAGAGGAAGCUGCCAGGAGGCUGAUGAGGAGCCCUUGGAGGUCUUGCAGCCGAAGAACAAGGCACCUCGCCCCAGACUGUCCCGAUGAAGGCCGUGUCCGAUACUUUGUCCUGGGCACCAUGGCAGCCAUUGUGGCCCUCUUACUGAAUGUUUUCUACCCACUCAUCUAUCAGACCCGCUGGAGGUAGUAGCAGCAGCGGCAGAAACGGCACCCAGAAGGAGGGUAGCUCACUCGCCUCACCCUUGGCCCUCCUCCAAUUACACCUUUGCGACGAAGGCCUUGGAUGCUCCCUGCCAGGGUGGGUGCAAGAAGAAGCCCUAGUGCCAAUGCCUCCCCAUCAAGAAGCCCUCUCCUGCUUGGCCCGUGUCCCACAUGGAUUGGCAACCGGGAAAAGGCCCUUUAAAGCGCUGCGGCCUUGUAAGACUUUGGCCCGCGUGAAUCACAUCUGUGAACUCCAGCAGAGGUUGCAGAGCUACAGACAUUAGUCUCUCUAACUGGAUGGGAAUCUGUCAGUCUUGGCCACUCCCUGCCUUGCAAUUGCUCCUCUGUAUUGCGUUGACAGCUGCCCCCUGCCCUAUGUGCCUAGCAGUUGAAGGUCGUGACCUCUUACCCAGUUGGGCAUCAGCGCCGUGCUUGGAGGAAAAGAAGUCCCCCGGCAUCUGUUCCCUCAUUGUUUGAGGGAGUGAGAAUGUAUUGCUGACUCUUCCGAAUAUUGAUGGAUUAGGUUCCCUCACCAGGAUAGUGUUGGCUUUCAGCCAACUGCACCAUCAUCUUUUUUGUUUUGCUUUAUGGCAUCUUACAAAUCUUUCUAUCGAGACGUGAGACCACAGUUCAGCUAAAUGUUCUUUAGCACAGGGCCCCAGCUAAAGAGAAGACACUACUUCGACUUGCCUCGCAGCUCCCGUACCUGUUUCUGAAUGCUUAGGCAAUGUCUGUGUGCACACGAGGAAACAGAAGUGUUUCUCUGGCGUCAGAGUUGUGUGGCCUCAUGUUCUUUUAAUCUGGCCCUGCAGGCUGUGUGGCUUUUCCAGUGCAGUGCAGGAUCCCUCUGGUGCCUCUUUGACCACAGGUUCAAUCCUGAGUACCCCGAUUUAGGCUCUUGGCUGUGGCCAGAUAAGUAAGAGAGAGCUUGUGAUCCUAGAGCCCAGGUCUUAUUCUUCGCGACACCCCCUUCCUUGGUUUGUGUAUCAUUAUUGUUUGUUGUUAAUAUUAUACUCAUAAACAUUACGCAACUCUAACAUCAUCUUGCACAUUCUUCCCAGCACUUUUCAGAGAGGCUCCCCCGUCCCUUUCGUUGCAGGGAGGGAAAGGGAUAUGGCCUUGUCUCCAGUGCCCAGUUUUCAGGUUGUCUAGUGCUGGUACUCCUGCUGUGCCCCUGGAAGUGGGCAGUCUCUAGCCGCACCAGUGCCAAAGAGCACAGCCUGAUCCAUGUGCAAUUCUGGUGAGGACCUCCCGACCCUAAGGAAGUCAUCCUCUGCCAACUAGGUGGAUAAAGGCAUUGCAUUGUGCUGUGGGAAAGCUUUCACUGUGUAUUUAUUUAUUGUAUUUAAUAAACCUAAGCUGUUCUAAAGAGA
Podarcis muralis (Common wall lizard) is the source of this 6144-nucleotide messenger RNA. It is a transcript of the gene USP19, whose product is annotated as ubiquitin specific peptidase 19. Gene Ontology annotation, molecular function: cysteine-type deubiquitinase activity. The record is from RefSeq and is a predicted model, not a curated record. Lineage: Eukaryota; Metazoa; Chordata; Lepidosauria; Squamata; Lacertidae. Gene Ontology annotation, biological process: ERAD pathway; protein deubiquitination.